This is a messenger RNA of Crotalus tigris (Tiger rattlesnake), 1084 nucleotides long. Its product is annotated as F-actin-capping protein subunit alpha-1-like. Gene Ontology annotation, cellular component: F-actin capping protein complex; actin cortical patch. The record is from RefSeq and is a predicted model, not a curated record. Gene Ontology annotation, biological process: actin cytoskeleton organization; barbed-end actin filament capping. The transcript is spliced from 2 exons. Bases 126 to 983 code for a protein of 285 amino acids. Gene Ontology annotation, molecular function: actin filament binding. Lineage: Eukaryota; Metazoa; Chordata; Lepidosauria; Squamata; Viperidae.
AGCAAUCAAAUGAGAGCAAGCAAGUUCUUCUGGGGUCCUGUUUGAACCAGGAAGUUGCAUAUCCCAGGUCAUCUGUGUUCACAAUUCCAAGAUCCAUCCUUUGCAAAAAACAAAAAAAGGCCAAGAUGUCUGCAGAACAUCCCCAAAUCAAGACAGAAAAAGCCCAAAUAGUGAGUAGAUUCCUGAAACAAAUCCCACCUGGAGAAUUUAAUGAGGCCUUCAGUGACUUACGCAUGCUAGUAGAAGAUGAUAAUAUGAUGUGUGAAGAAGCACCCACUCUCUGUGCUGUGUAUAACAAGGACCAUUUCACACCAGUACGAAGCAAGAAAUGUGAAGUUCUCUUGACUCGCCACAAUGAGCUGGAGGACAACUACUUCCUGGAUCCACAGAACCAAAUCUCUUUCAAGUAUGACCACUUGAGGAGAAUACCAAGUGACUUCCAGUCUCACCCUGAAGAGGACAAAAAAGGAGAACUAUGGAGGAGAGCCCUCCAUGAGUCCUUAAAAGUUUAUGUUGACAACCAUUACCCUGAUGGGCUUUGUAGCGUCUUCGUCAAAGACACAGCUAUGCGGAAGAUCUUUGUGGCUUGCAUUGAAAGUCACCGAUACAAGCCUUCUGCCUUCUGGAAUGGCUUGUGGAAAUCAGAAUGGACAUUUGCUCUAGCUCCUGCCUCUACAUCCACUCAGGUGACCGGAGUCAUCAUGAUCCAGGCACACUACUUUGAAGAUGGCAACAUACACCUGAUAGUAGUCAAGGAUGCAGAGGAGACACUGCUGGUCACCGAUGAAGCCCAGACAGCAAAGGACUUUGCAAAACUGGUGGAAAAAAUGGAAAAUGAGAUCCAGAGUAAAAUAAUGGAAGAGUACGACCACAUGAACAGCAACUACAUAAAGUAUUUUCGGAGACAGCUGCCCAUCAUUCAGACAAGCCUCGAUUGGGAAAAAGUUGUGACUGUGAAGACUUUGGAGGCUCGUGCACUCUAGUAGAAGUCCUGCUUCUGUGUAGACAGAGGGACAGGAGAAGAAAAGCAGCAAAGUUGGAGGAAGCAUCAAUUGAUGGAAGUCUCAUCUAAAGUAAAGAAGCC